Messenger RNA from Nerophis ophidion (straightnose pipefish), 5439 nucleotides. RefSeq lists its product as uncharacterized. The transcript has 22 exons. Bases 265 to 4005 code for a protein of 1246 amino acids. Gene Ontology annotation, molecular function: interleukin-1 receptor activity. The record is from RefSeq and is a predicted model, not a curated record. NCBI's taxonomy places the organism in Eukaryota, Metazoa, Chordata, Actinopteri, Syngnathiformes, Syngnathidae. Gene Ontology annotation, biological process: signal transduction.
GUGUGUGUGUGUGUGCGUGUGUGUGUGUGUGUGUGUGUGUGUGAGUGUGUGUGUGCGUGUGUGUGUGUGUGUGUGUGUGUGUGUGUGUGUGUGUGUGUGUGUGUGUGUGUGUGUGUGUGUGUGUGUGUGUGUGUGUGUGUGUGUGUGUGUGUCACGGUGAGAAGUUCUCCUCCCAGUUGUUGCUCAACUCAGCUUCCAUAAGAAGUUACAAGUCCUCACUUGACGGGAAGUCCUCGCCCAGGACGCCACGUGACUUCACCUUCUAUGUGGACCCUACCUGGCUGUCAUGUGACCUCAGGUGGACUUCACCCUCACCUUCACCCUCACCCUCACCCUCACCCUCAUCCUCUUCCUCACCUCCGUCGACCGCCCGUCAUGGGUGUUGUUGAUGUUGUCCACCUGAUGAUGCUUUUCUGCUUCUGCUGGACCUCUGCACUUUGGGCUCACGACAUAGACAACUGCACCGACUACCGGCUGCAGUUCGAGAAGGUGUUCACGGUGCCGGGGGACGCCGCCAUGAUCAACUGCACCCUGGUAGCCCCCGACGUCUUCGACUUCGCCGCCGUGCCGUACGAGGUCAGCUGGCGCCGCCUGGAGACGGGUGAGGAGCUGGGCAACGUCAGCGCAGGUGUUUUGGUGCUGGGAGAAACCUUGUGGCUGCUCAACGUCACGCUGGAGGACGCCGGACAGUACCAGUGUGUGGUCAGAAGCGGCUCAGGUUGCUACAAACUGUCGACGGAGCUGCUGGUGGAGCGUCAGAGGGACGGCGAGUGCUGGAGGCCCCGCAAAGCCGGCCAGGUCCUGACGGUGGGCGUGACCGACACGCUGUCCUGUCCGCUCAGGGAUGUCAUGAAAAAACUGGACGGCUACGGCGUCCCCUUCUCCGUCAGCUGGCGCAAAGGCUGCGAGCUGGUGGAGGACGGCGUGGCGGGACACGUCUACCGCAGCAAGGCCAAGCUGAAGAUCCUGGACGUGGACCCCCAAAACAAGGACUUCUACACCUGCACGCUGACCUUUGACCUGGGCGGGGCGACAGUGUCUGUGUCUGAGACCAUCGAGGCCUGGGUCCAAGAGGAUUACUGCUUCCUGCCUCAAGUCCUGAAACCUGCCAAUCAAGUCUUCAAGGCACCCAUAGGUUCCAGGUUGACGCGUGCGUGUCAGGUAUUUGUUCCGUGCAUCGGGAAAGUCCCACAAGAUCCGAUGGUGGACAUUUUCUGGCUGGCCGACGAGGACUUUGUCUUCAGCACCGACGCCUCCGACCCCGUCUUCACCUCACCACUACGCGUGUGGACUGAAGGCGGUCCUGGUAAAGGAGUCUGGAUGGAGCGACUGCUGACCAUUGCGCACCUGAAGGAAGAGGACUUCCUCAUCAACUACACCUGUAUAGCGCAAAGUGGGCGGGGCCUACCUCAGGGACAUUUUGCUCUGCGGCCGCAAGAGCCGCCCGUCAUCGCCCCAAUCGGCGGCGCUCUCAGUGGCGUCACGCUAGUCUUCGUCGCCGCUGUCGCCGUCUACUUCCUCUUCAAGGUGGACAUUGUGCUCUGCUUCCGGAUGUCCUUUCCUGUCCUGUAUGCAAAUAAGGAUUGCGACGGGAAGCUGUUCGACGCCUACGUCACGUACCCGCUGAACUGCCAGGUGGGCUUCAGCGACCAGGUGUGCACCUUUGCCCUUCACGUCCUGCCUCAAGUGCUGGAACAAGCCUGCGGUUACAAACUCUUCAUAGCGGGACGUGACUGCCAGCCCGGGCAAGCCAUGGUGGACUCAGUGCAAGACAACAUGCUGGCCAGCCGCCGCCUUCUGCUGCUCUACAGCGCCUCCUCCUUCACCCGCAGCAGCAACAACAACAACAACAACAGUAACAACAACAACAACAACAACAACAACAUUGGCGAGGGCGUCUGCUUGGACGGGCGGCGUCAACACGAGUGUGUGACCGCCAUGCACAGAGCACUGCUGGAGGACACGCUCAAGGUGAUUCUGGUGGAGCUGGAAGAGAUGAGCCCGGCCCAGCUGGCUCACUUCCCGGAGUCUUUGCGUCAUCUGAGAAGGAAGCAGGGUGCUGUGUGCUGGUGGAAGUACCAGAGGACCAGGAGGAAGUCCACCUCCAAGACAAGUGCGACCACGCAGGACAAAGGGGACAUAUCGCCCUCGCUGUCUCCUUCCUCCAGGUUUUGGAAGGAGAUGCGUUACCACAUGCCAGUGAGGGGCACCAGGGGCGGCGCCCCCGAGAGGACCGCCCUGCUGAAGACCCAACAGGUCAUGGCAGCCUGGUCGGCGGUGUGGCUGCGAGGGAUCGCCGCUCUGGUCUUUGUGGCGCCCACACGCAGCCACCAGGCGGCGCCAGACACCUACCAGGCCAGCGCAGGCCGCCUCCUCCUGCUGCGAUGUCCCCUGACCGGCGCGCACAGCAACGUGACGUGGAGCAGAGCGGGGGCCGGAGGGGGCCCCCUGCCCCCCGGGGUGGAAGUGAGGGAGGGGCUGCUGUGGUUCCUGCCCGUGCGCACCUCUCACAACGGCACAUACACCUGCGGGGCCAGGGACCGGCCUGGACAACUGGUCCACUUUGGGGUCCUGGUGUCCCCUGACCUCUGCCCCCCGCCUGCCGAGGUCAGGAGCAUGACCUUGGGGGUCAGCCAAAGUCUCCCCUGCAAGCAGGACGACGUCCUGGGACUCAACCGCACGUACAACCUCCGCUGGCUCAAGGACUGCCACCCUGUGGAGCGCCAGGGGGGCGUGCCCGUGACCUCGCACGCCAGCGGCUCCAUGAGGCUGACCGGGGCCAGGCAGGAGGAUGCCGGGAAGUACACCUGUCUGGUGGAGGUCCGCCUCCACGGCAGGAAGUACACGUCGGCACGCAGCAUCCAGCUGGAGAUCAACCAGGUGGUGGGGCAGACGGUUUUUACCGAGCCGGAGGUGUUCCUCCAACAGGAAGUGGUGGCGGUGGAACUGGGUGCCAGGGUGCAGCUGAGGUGUCACGCCCUGAUGGGCUUCCAGGAGGACCAGGAGACCUUCUUGUUCUGGAUGGUCCACGGGACGUACGCCGAGGAGGACCAGGAGCUGCAGGAGUCUUUGCACUCCAGUCGCAGUGGAGGUCGGCUGGUCCUCACGUCCACUCUCACCAUCGCCAAGGUCGUCCCUCGCUUCCUCAACACUUCUUUUUCUUGUCGACUCAUGAACCCUCUCAUUGUCAAAGAUCGCCUCCUGCUGCUUGUGGAAGCCAGUCCCAGCCGCUCGCCAACCGCCGUGUCGGUCGGUGCGGCCGCCUCGCUGCUCUUCUUCUUCCUGCUGGUGGCGGCGGUGCUGCUCUUCUUCAAGGUGGACGUGACGCUGGCGUGCAGGAGACUGCGAGGACGUUUCAGCCGCCAGCGAGGUGAAGUCACGUCUUCGGGCGAAGGCGGCGGAAGGAGGUCCGCUUGUGGCCACCGCCUCCUCCCUUCAGACGUCUACGACGCCUUCGUCAGCGUCCUCCGUGCCGGCCGGCCCACCUCAGCCCACGCCGCCGCCGCCGCCUUCGCCCUGCGCUCGCUGCCUGAGCAGCUGGAGGAGCGCCAUGGUUACCGCCUCUUCAUCGCAGGACGUGACGACACACCGGGAGAAGCGACACACGACGCCAUGGCGGCCAUCUUGGGAAGAUGUCGCAGGCUGAUCCUCAUCCUGGCCUCUGGGGGCACGCAGGCGGAGACGGAGAUGAAUGACGAGAUGGAGACGGAGAAGAAGACUGCGCUGAGGCCCCAGUUGAGCUCGGAGCAGCAGCUGGGCGUCCAUGAGGCUCUGACCGGCCGGCCCCCCCGAGUCAUCCUGGUGGAGAUAGACGGCCCCCUGGACUACGCAGACCUGCCGGAGUCCCUGGGCUACAUCCGGAGGCGGCAAGGAGCUCUGACGUGGAGGACAGACGGACAGUCCAACAGACUUUUCUGGAAGAAGCUCCGCUACCACAUGCCCUCGCUGCCACAGGCCGGACGCCACUUGCAGGACGCCAUGUUGUCCACACCGCCAUCUUUCUAGCCACACCCUCACAAUGCUAUACCUUUUUUUAUUUCAGCUCACAUCUUUUUGACUUUACAUUAAAGACCUAACAAUUUCACGAUAAACUGCCGUAAAGUUCCAAACACUUCCGUGAACUUUCAAACUCGGGUGCUACUCGCUAGCAGCUGUUAGCCACAUACGAUAUUUCCUUGAAUUGCCGCCGGGGCGCUAAUUAUUUUAAAACCUCUUCUCACUCCGGCACUUACCAAAGGCAUGCGGUAAAUUUAGGCCUGCGCUUAUAAAUUUGAGUGUGAUGUAAGGAUAUCAUCAUGAAAAGCACAUUUAAUAAAAAAAACAUUAUUAUGGUCUUACCUUUACUUAUAAAUGAAGUCCAUGCGCAGCUCCUUCUGAUCAAAAGCAUCCAUAACUUGUUUAUAGAAGUCUUCCUUAUCUUUCUUCAGUUUUAAAAGUCUCUCUGUCUCCAUGGACCUUUAUUACCUCCUGCUUUGAUUGAAAGUCCAGUUUAGAAAACGUUUUUAUUUUAGAUAUGUAAUCCUCCAUGUUAAAAGUGCAAGCGAGAGGAAAAAAUAAAGGAUCGCUGCUCACUCUUGCUGCUUGUUGUCACUUCUUCUGCAGCCGAGUAGUCGCAAGAAGGAUCACUAGCGCCCUCUACCACCAGGAGGCGGGAGUCAUUUAAUGACUCAUAUUUGACACACGCAGCUACGGUAUAUUAAUAAAACAUAGCUGCUUACUGUUCUUUUUAGCAUAUUCAAUAGCUUGGACCUUAAAUCCUACUGAAUAGCUCUUAAUCUUCUUCCCUUUAUGCGAUUUCAAAUGAGUGAAAUCAGCCUCCUCCAUUUUGAAAAUGAUGACAGGUGAAGUGUCACUUGUGACGUGACGAGUUUGACCCGGUGGAAAUUCUAGACAUGCGCUAAUAAAAAUACUACUUUGCGAAACGAAUUUGACCCGGCAUUUAUCCUAAACCGGCGGUAAUGCUAAGCAUGCGCUAAUUAUUUUGCGAAACGAGUUUGACCCGGCAGCAAUUCUAGGCAGGUGCAUACUAUAUACCCGGCAGCAAAUCAAGGAAAUACCAGAUAUAUUUCCAAGUCUCACUAGCAGGUGUUAGUCACAUAUAUAUUUUCAACUCUCACUCUCUGAUCAUUUCAAGGACCAAACUCCUCUUUUUGUCUCUGCAAGUUUGGAUGGUGAGAAGAGGUGUCAGGGAGGAGAUAACACGAGAGUGGAGGUCCACAACGCCCAAAGAUUCUUUAGUUAGUUGCUAGCUAACUUAAAUGCUAACAUGCUAGCAUCUUUCCUCAUUAUGAACAGUUUUGCUUUAUCAGUAAAAAAAAAUGCCAAAAUAUAUUUAAUAUUUAGUUCAGCCAAGUACAGUAUAUUUUGUGUGUACUUUUAUGAAAUAAAGCUGGCUUGCAUGCCACCAGCGUGUGCUACAUAGCAUGAUGAAAAUGAUAA